Diatraea saccharalis (sugarcane borer) is the source of this 2233-nucleotide messenger RNA. NCBI's taxonomy places the organism in Eukaryota, Metazoa, Arthropoda, Insecta, Lepidoptera, Crambidae. The record is from the annotation of a GenBank genome assembly.
GUCACCCAACCCGUGAUCGACCCUUGUGAAAGUUGCUUAAUCAAUUUUGAUCACGGGCCGCGGCGCUUAUCCACUACGCCACCGAGCUAUUUAAUAAUAAUUUGCAGUGAUUGUUUUAAAAUCAAGGAUGCCUAAAUCUUAGCAUACAUUUGAAAUUUGAUAAAAUUUCGUUAUGAUUUCAUGCCCUUCACAGAAUAGCGAUUUGAAAAACCAAAUGCUCUCAAGAGACCAGAGGAUUUUAGAGCAGCAGGUGGAAAUAGACCACCUGCGUGAACAAAAUGCUCGACAAAAUGCAAUUAUAUCAUCUCUCAAAAAGAAAAUUCAAGAUCUCGAAGAAAUUAAUCGAAACCUACAAACUACACAGGGUAGAACUGAUUUAACAGUACAAACGUUACAAAGAGACAAUCGUUAUAGUGAAGAAAAAAUAAAAGAUCUAGAGAAAAAACUUCGCGCAUUAGAAUUAGAAUGUCAUAAUGAAGAACAACAAAAGGAGAAUGCUAGAUGUCAGUUCCAUGACCUGGUGCGACGUCUGUCUGCAGCGUUAGAUUCAGAUUUUUGUGACACCACUCAUACGCAUUCUCCAGAAAGUCUCAUUAUAAAAGCAGCUGAAUUGGUUCAAGAGAUUACCAGACUUAAAAAUAAAUGUAUGAAUACCACAGAAAAUUUAUCAACAGUGGAGCAAGAUUUCAGAAGCUGUCGUGAUGCGUUGGAGAGAGCGAAUGCUGAUAAAGACAUGCUUCAACGGCAGUUAUCUUCUCAGAUCCUCGAAACGGAAAGACUUAAACAGGAGAAGGAAUCUUUAUCUGUACAAAAUAGAGUUAUAGAACGUGAGCUGCACGAAGCUAGAGAAAAGCUCUCUCACUGUACCAAAAACCUUAAUGUAGUCACAGAUAAUGUGAAUCAAAACGAAUCUCUAAUUGUGCAAUUGAAAGAGGAUUUGAGGCACCGCGAGGAAAAAUAUCAAAGGCUACAAACAGAAUUCCGCGGUACUCUGGAAUCAAUAGCAAUUCUUCUUAGCUUGCCUACGAGAUUUGUAGAAGCCCACGAAAGCACUAUAAAAGACAGAAUUCGUGAAAUAUUGAGCGAUAAUAAAGAUAAAUCUGUACAAAUCGAGGCAUUACGAGACAAAUUGAAUAUGGAGUCGCAACAAUUAGGCAGAACUGCACACCUACACGACCAGGCCACCACACGAGUCCGAGUUUUAGAAGAUGAAAGGAACAUGCUGGAAGCUAAAGUCCACAAACUCGAGUCUGAACUCAAUGCUGUAGAACUUUCAAGAGAUAGUUUACGCAAAGAUAAGGCUAAUUUCGUGGCAUUCCUGGAACGGCUGAGUCGUACUCUGAAUAUGGACGAGUUAACCCAUGAUAUAGGCAUUGAGCUUCACACGGAAUCAAUCUUGCAUCGAGCUGAACAACUAGCCCGACUCGAGAGCGAUAAAAUCGUAGAUAAGAUGCUAUAUUAUGGAUACUACGGCACGCUGCCGAGACUGCGAAGGGAAAGAUCUUUCCAUGACUUGCCUUAUCUUAAAGAAACAGCUGUGGUCUACCAGCUGCAACGCAGAAUCAGAAUUUUAAGAGAGCAGCUGCAAAGGAAGGAUCUCCAUUUAGAUUUACUACGACGUAAACUAAGUAUACAAGAUGAAAGCUCCCGUGUCCGCGCUGUGUUGCAAGCUGAGCGUGAUGAAGCAGUAUGCAGGAGUAAAAAGUUGGCGCGUCAAUGUGAUAAGCUGAAUAUGCAGCUGACUGACGCACGCGCACAGCUACGGGACUUGAACGCGCAGCUCGCAGACGCGGCCGAGUACAAGAUAACAUCAUUAGAAAAAGCCCGAAAAAUUGAAGAAUUACAGAAGAAAUUGGAAGAAGCUGAUUUGCUGCGUGCUAGAUAUAAUAGAAAGGUCAACGUCCUUAAAGACCAAGUUCGAGCCACUGGGGAGACCUUUGAACAAGAGAGGACUACAGCCGAACAUCAAAUAGCAAUGCUGAGGGACGAUCUAGCUCGAACUAAGGAGAUGCUUGUGGAAUGUCAGAGAAGAGAAGCACAGUUGCAAAGUUUCAGGUAAAGCUAAAUUAGGGCUUCCAAUUCUGUAGCCUGUAUGCAAUCUCGGUAUCUGCGAGACUUAGAAAUUUCUAUCCCGCGGGGUCCCGGUAUAAAGCAAAUAAAACAAUGAAUCAACAACAAUGAAUCAAUCAACGCUAUAAAAAUCGUCAGUAUCUCGCAUGCGAAAGUCAUUUAA